AUGAGAUUCUUCAAUAUUGUUGCUGCCGUCGCCCUCGGACUGGCCACGGCUGCCCAUGGCCGUAUGCAGAUAAUGUACCUAAUCUCCAUUCUUCCUCCAGCUGCAGCUCCGACCUCUGCUUCUAUUUCCCAGCCUCCGGGUGGUGUUUUCAUCACUGCGCUCUCGGCAGAACCAACAGCUCCUGAAUCUUCGGUUGAAACUUCAGUGCCAGCCUCUUCGACGGCUGCCAUGCCUCAGCCUCCUCAGCCUACAGCUGGCAGCAGCAGUUCCAGUCCUCUCAGUCCUUCAAACCCCUACGGUUUUUCCAACGGCACAGCCCCUACAAACACUUCGACGACCGCGGGAUCAAAGUGCUCCAAAGAGGGUCAGUAUAACUGCCAGCCUGACGGACAGGCAUACCAGCGAUGUGCUGCUGGACUUUGGUCCGUCACUAUGCCCGUGGCUCUGGGAAAUCCAUGUAAGCCCGGAUUGGCCGAUACCUUUGUGUCGGCCCAGAAGCGAAGCAGCCCAGGCUUUGUCCGAAGACGCCGUUUCGUCUCUGAUCACCGCCGUGGAAAGCGGGUGUCUCCUCGGAUAGGUUGA
Trichoderma gamsii is the source of this 582-nucleotide messenger RNA. RefSeq lists its product as hypothetical. The record is from RefSeq and is a predicted model, not a curated record. The coding region runs from base 1 to 582 and encodes 193 amino acids. The transcript is spliced from 2 exons. Lineage: Eukaryota; Fungi; Ascomycota; Sordariomycetes; Hypocreales; Hypocreaceae.